This is a messenger RNA of Drosophila novamexicana, 1765 nucleotides long. It is a transcript of the gene idc, whose product is annotated as zinc finger protein 250. The transcript is spliced from 5 exons. The coding region runs from base 93 to 1532 and encodes 479 amino acids. Gene Ontology annotation, cellular component: nucleus. The record is from RefSeq and is a predicted model, not a curated record. Lineage: Eukaryota; Metazoa; Arthropoda; Insecta; Diptera; Drosophilidae. Gene Ontology annotation, biological process: regulation of transcription by RNA polymerase II. Gene Ontology annotation, molecular function: RNA polymerase II cis-regulatory region sequence-specific DNA binding; DNA-binding transcription factor activity, RNA polymerase II-specific; zinc ion binding.
UUUGCCUUUAAUAUUUUUAUUUAACAAUUUUUGGCGUCGGUUAGAAAUAAUUGAAUAUUUGUGCAUUCCUUGCGGUAGUAAAAUUUUAAGCGAUGCCAACAACAACGACUACAACAACACAAAAAUGGAUAGUAUGCCGCGUGUGCUUGCAGCAGCCCAAGGAAUCGAUGGGUAGCAUUUUCAAUGACGACGCAUCCAAAGAUCUGACCAACAUGAUUUUGGAAUGCGGCGGCGUACCUAUAAAAAAAUUCGAUCAUUAUCCAGACAAGAUAUGCGACAAGUGCUUAAAGAAUUUACACAUUGCGUUCAAGUUUCGGCGAGUUUGCCAGCGCUCCUACAAACAUCUGAGGCAAUUCAUAGCGCCUGUUGUGGUGGAGCAACUGUCGGCAGAGGAGGAUGGCAAUGUGCUGGGUGUAGCUAAUGAUCCAGCGGGCACAGAACUCAGCGAGGGACAUGCGUUGGUGGGCAGUGAAGAGAACAAUGAUGUAAACGAGGAUGUCAAAGAAAGACUGGUGCAUGUGAAAAGUGAACAGGUGGAGGAGGAUGGUAUUAUUGAGGAACUGUACGAUGUAUAUGAAGCGUAUGAAGGUGAGCUGGUCACCGAACAGCCCGCCCACUAUGAGGAGGAGGGAAACGGUGAAGAUGAAGACGAUGACAUGGGCGAGCAUUCAAUGUCGGGUCUGUCGGCAAACAUUGAGUAUCUUGAUCAGUUAGAUCAGGAUCAGUUAACGGAAAGUGCACACGAGGAUGAAAUAGAAGUGCAAAAUUCAUCUGACGAAGAAUUUCUGCCAGUCAAACCGCGUACGAUCUCCACACGCUCCGCCAGCGCUGGGGCCAAGCGACGUGUGAAUACGCGCAAAGUAGCGACUGGCAAAACGUCAUUUAGUAAUAUUAAACGUCAGAAAUGUAGCGUCACCACGACAAACAUUAUACUGAAUCCCGAUGAGAGCAUCACCUUCGGGGAGACAACAGUGCGCAAGACCACCGGAAUUAAGACUAAAGGUGGCCACAAAAUUCUCGUGGGCGAUAAGAAGGAAUUUAAAUACAUAUGCGAUAUUUGCGGCAAUAUGUAUCCAUCGCAGAGUCGUCUUACCGAGCACAUUAAAGUGCAUUCUGGCGUCAAGCCUCACGAGUGCGAAAUCUGCGGUCAUUGCUUUGCCCAGGCGCAGCAGCUGGCUCGACACAUGAACACGCACACGGGCAAUCGGCCCUACAAGUGCAGCUAUUGCCCGGCCGCCUUUGCGGAUCUUUCCACACGCAAUAAACAUCAUCGCAUUCAUACUAACGAGCGUCCCUAUGAGUGCGAUGUGUGCCACAAGACAUUUACCUACACGAACACACUAAAAUUCCACAAGAUGAUACACACGGGCGAGAAGCCGCAUGUCUGCGAAAUCUGUGGAAAGGGCUUUCCGCAAGCGUAUAAGCUGCGCAAUCAUAGAAUUACCCACGAUCGUCGCAGCGGUGUUGUCAAUUCCAAUAUGGAGGAUCUGUAUCCCAUUUAUACGGCGGCCAAGGCCGGCCUGGAGCUGUAAACACAUUAAAACAUUUAGACAUAUAUACAUAUACAUAUUUACAACGUGUGGUUAUGUAUAGAUAUAUAAAUGCAUAUAUAAAUAUAUGAAUUACAAAUACGUAAUUGAUUAUGAAACAUUUAACUGUAACAAGUAAAAUUGAAAUAAUUUACGAACGCAGCUCCAUUGUGAAGUUUGCGUCUAGCCUAAGUUUUAGUCUAAUUAUGCGGAAAUAAAUUAAGUAUUGCUGCACA